CGGAACCUCCAAAAUCUUUAAAAUAUUAUCCAAACAAAUUUUGUGUAACCGAAGAUAGAACAUUACGAAAAUAAUUUUAUGAAAUAAUGACGUAUUUUGCUUGUAGUAUAAUAUUUAAUUAUGUAUUUGUAUUUAUCAUUUAUAUUUUAGUGUAAGAUUUUAUUAAUUAAUAUUUCUGUAAUAUGUUUAUAUAUGUGCUAGUUAUUUAAAAAAAAAUUACGGAUUUGAUUUAUUAUGACAAAUAUGAAGACUAUAGUGUAAAAUACAAAUAAUUUUGGAAAAUUGCCAAAAUACCACAUUCAUAAUAUCAUUUUUCAUGUUUACACUAACCAUUUUUACACUCACUUUAUUGAAAGAUAAAACACAUUUAUACCUCUAAGAUUAGCUAAUCUAAACAUUUUUUAAAAUUUUAUUGAUUUAAAAAUAUAGAAAAUAUAAAAUUACAAAAAAUUAUGUAUUUAUAGCUAAAUUUUAAUAUAUUUUAUUAAAAAAUGUGAAAAAUUAGGAAGGGAGAGAGUAUAUUGUCAGCCGACAAGUAUUGCCAUUUGCAUAAAGUCAUCUUAUUUUAAGAAAAAAAUAACUAACGGUCCAGUAUUCACAUGCGUGAACAUUUUUCAAAGCAGUACGCAAAUACUCGUGGAAAAAAGUACAUAAAUAAUUUAUUACUUAAUUUUGACAUACGUUUUGAUUAUUUUUGUUUGAAAAUUUUGUUUAAUAAAAUUAUAAUUACAUCCAUAGUUUAUAUAUUUUAAUUGUAUAUAAUUUUAUAUAAAUUUGUAUACAUUAUUUAUUUAAAUUAGUUUUAAAUUUUAGGUUUUAAAUUUCUUAAAAUUAUAAUCACUAUUCUAUAAAGAUUAUUCUAACUUAAAUAUUUAAAAAUAGAUGAAAAUUAUUUAUGAAAAUUUGAAUUUUUAGUUUUAUGCAUGUAUAUAAGUUUAGAUAUAUUUUUAAAAAUUGAUAUCUAGCUUUAUGUAUUUCAGUAAGUAGGGAACGAAAAAUAAAGAUAAAAUCAGUGUCCGUGCUUAUUUUACCUGGAAGUACGGACACGAAGGCAAUGGAUUAGAUAGAUAGGCACAUCGAACACGCAACACGUGAUUUCAAACACUUCGAUCACUCUGAAAUUGCCAUUCAAAUCUAGCCAAUUAGAGUCAGAACUUCUCAUGUGGACACGUGCGAUUCCCGCAGCUCAAACAUCAAUGUAUGCUUUGAUAACUCCAUGUGAUCAUUUCAGCUAAUUUAAAAUGAUGUGCUUUAAUGUGUUUGUUUUUAAUUCAACUGAGGGUUUAAGACUAAUUUAACCGAUUAAGCUACUCAAAUUACUGAAAUUAGUAUAAACUGAGUACUAAUCGAUUGUAAAUAAGGAUUGUUGUUACUUUGUAUAUAAUAAUAUGCCAUUGACACACAUCAAAGUCAUUGUUUUUAAAUUAAUGGAAGUAUGGAACUAUUAUGAAUUAGUUAACCAAUUGUUUCAAUUAUAAAUUUAUAAUUAAUCUAUUAAAAACAACCUAAAGAGAUAACUGGAACCAGUACAAUUCAGGUUAACUGGAAAACAGUGGUUCUCGGUUAUAAGGAUCCGGCAAAAAGAUAACAACAUGCAAAUUGAAAAAUCAGAAAAAACAUUGUGGAAAAAAGAUAUGGAAACAGAAAGCUCUGACGCCAAUGAACACUAGUGAUAGACAAAACCAAUUAUUCGUGACUUCAUGAGGAUAUGUCGACACUUCACCACUAUCGCAGGAGUCCCGCAUCCACAAACGCCAUGAUCUAGAAGAAGAACCGACUUAACCGCUGCAAAUGGCUUUGUAGCUUCGCUGUCUCACAUUCAAACAUCUUGGCACCCCUUCACAGACCAACGGCUAAUAUAGUUAUAACUUAUAGGGUCUAAACUAUGUCUCUAAUGGCCCAUUUGAAACAAACGCCAGGAUCGACAUUCCCCUUUUAUAUGGGCCGUCAUUUCUCAUUGAUUGUAUAAUUCCUAAGGAAAAACCAGGUCGCUUUUCCUUUAGUGUAAUUUAGUUGAGAUCUAACCAAUAUUUUUAAACCCGACCCGGAUAUUGAACCGGACGACUUACCGGAUCGUUGGAUUACUGGAUCGACUGCGGAUGAACCGCGAAUUAAUAAAUAAAUUAAUUUUAUUAUAUAAUAAUAUAUUAGCUAUGAAAAUAAAAAUAUAAAAACUAAAGUUUAGUAUUUUCUAAAUAUUUUUAAAACAUAAAAUAAUAGUUUGGAUAUGUAUAUACUUUAUGUUUAAAAAGUAUUUAACAAAUACUUAACUUUAAUUUUUAUAUUUUUAUUUUCAUUUGACAUGAAAAAUAUCAAAAAAAAUAGUUUAGACUAUUUAAAAUUUUCUGUAACAAAUUAAGAGUUAUGACAUCUAAAAAAAUCAAGAUAUAAAACUCACAAAUUUUAAUGUGAAGAAAUAAUCAAGAUUACAAACAUCUAAUGUGAAGAAUAAAUUAACUUCAAAUUCAAAAUAAACUAAAAUUAAAAGAUCAUUGUAAUAAAUUAUCAAUAACAGAAAUAAACUAACACCAAAUCACAUCAACUAAAUUUGAUUAUCUCUAUCAUCGUUCAUUUUAUUUUUUGGCAUAGUGAAAAAUCUUUUUCAAAAUUUAAAAAUCACAAAUACAAAACUGAAAAUGGAAAACCUAACAUCUUUAUUUUUGUCAGCACCUAACUUUUUAAUUGAAAACUUAGAAUAUAAAACAUAAUCUAAAAAUUAAAAAAUGAGUAAAAGUUAUUUAUUGGUUCAACCGACGGUUCAAGCGGUAUCAGGUUCCGGGUUUUAGUAGAUUUUUGCGGGUUUUUACGGGUUUCUAAAUAUUGGGUUUUUCAUAAAACCCAAACCGAAUUUUUUCUGGGUCACCGUGAUUACUGGUUCAACCGCGGAUCCGGAUUGGAUUUCAAAACACUAGAUCUAACUAAACUGCCAACCAGUAUUUUGAAAUCCGAUCCGGACCCGCGGUUGAACCGGUAAACCCGGUGACCCAGAAAAAAUCCGGUUUGAGUUUUAUGAAAAACCCAAUAUUUAGAAACCCGCAAAAACUCACUAAAACCCGGAACUCGAUACCGAUAAUGCUGGCCAAUGGUGUUUCAAAAAAAAAAAAAAAAAAAAUUAAACUGCCAACGACACCAAUGCACCACUAACUUUAAUAUGGUAAAUAUUUAUCGGACAUUAAGACACAUCAUUUUCAGCUCUUCUGGUCUUUUUAUAUUUCCUUUUCCGCUUUCCCCAAAUUUGAUUGUUUUUAUACUUCCUGAAUUUUAAACUUUUCAUUUGGUACAAGACAAGUUAUUUUUCCUACAUAAAACAUUGAAAUCGAUAUUUAUUAAAUCCUACUUACCACAAAUGUGUACAUUUUAUGAUGUCUAUAAUAUAGGUCUCAGUAUGUAGGAUAAUUAUCUAAAAUAUAUGGUGUUUAUUUGACGGUGUAAAGCUACACGAGCCAUUUGUCAGAUUCUAACAAGAGAAUCUUAGUAGUAAUCACGCAAAGAUAAGAUCUUUGCCUCACCAUUUAAAGCAAACAAACUUUGUCAUAAGACUCAUAACCUUACAUAGGACAUCAAAGUCACAACUAACUUUUUCUCUUUAAAUCUCCACCUAUUUAUAAUUUACACGCUUGUUUGUUUUUGACUGAUUUCCUAUGUUAAAUGCAUAUAGCAAUAUUAUGUUAAAAUUAUUAUAAAUAUCCGAUUAAGGUAUACAAGAUGAACACAGCUUAUAAAGCCUAUAAAGCAUAGAUAUGUAGGAGCUAAAGUUGUAAUGUUAAGUUUCGUACAAUAGCUAACUAUAUAUAUUCAAACAAUUUUCAAUAUUAACGAAAUGUAUGUAAGUUUUUUGGCAAAAUGUUAAAUAAAAUAUAUGUAAGCCAACAAAUAGCGGACACCUUUUCAAUUUUCUUAUAUUUGUAGUUGAGAAACUAUAUAUGCAAUGAAUAUUGUAAUAGAAAGAUAGUAUUAUUUUGAUAUUAAAAAGCUUUUUUGCUAAUUUAAAAUGUGAAAUUUAAAGUUUACAAUCAAAUUGUGUACCCUCUUACUCUCUGUGCAAUUUCAAAUGGUUCAACAUACUUUUUCAUUUACUGAAAAUGAUAAAGAUAAAUGGCAUAUCUAUAUAUUUCGGGUCCAUCUCUAUAUUUAUUAUUUACAUCAUUAUCUAUCAACCCCAUCUUCUCUUCUUAUUCUCCAUCUUCUCUACUGAGAUUUUUCUUUAACAAAAAAAAAACUCAUCCUUGAAUGCACGGUGGUGCAUGGAUGUGGAAUCAUAGCAAAAACGAAGAACUGGAGGAUGAUGAUGAAUCUUGGGAAGUCAAAGCUUUCGAGCAAGACACUAAAGGCAACAUCUAUGGUACCACUUGGCCUCCAAGAUCUUACACUUGCAAUUUCUGCCGCCGUGAGUUCCGUUCUGCUCAAGCCUUAGGCGGUCACAUGAAUGUCCACCGCCGUGACCGUGCCUCUAAGGCUCAUCAAGGUCCAGCGGUUAGAAGCGGUGGCGGCAGCGGAGGCGGUAGGACAACGUUUCUCAGUUCUUGUGUUCCACCGUCGACAACGCUUAUAAUCCAAUCCACGGCGAGUAACAGUGAAGGCUUCUCCCACUUCAACCAAUUGCAAAACCCUAAUGGCAUGUUUGGUAAUUCCAGUGAUAUGGUGAAUUUUUAUGGUACUACGCCGUUUCCUUCGAGCAACCUUGAGUUUUCGUUGUUGAACUCGUCGGUAGAGGUUCCUCCUAGGCUUAUACAAUAUCCGACAGGAGAUGAUGAGAAAGCUGGCUCGAUGAAAGAGACGACGAGAACAUCAGUGAAUGAGCCUGAUCUUGAACUUCGACUAGGGCACAAGCCACCGUGACAUUUCACAUUCGUGACACACUUGAGGCCUUUCAUAUCCAUAUCCAUUCAUACAGAGGCCUUUGAUCUUGAAGUUUUUCUGGUCCGUGAAGGCACUGCAAGUGUAACGCGUAAAUGUUCAAUGCUCGAGAAAGGCAUUAUGAGAGCGAGAGAAUAGAGAUUAAUGUUGAGGAAAAAUGAUCUUACCUCUACCUAAAUUUUUCUUGGUGAUGUUGCUUCUGCGUGUGUGCAUGUAUCUAUUUCUCGAUCGCAGUUAUAUAUACUUAUAGUUCGUUUUAAUCUAUAAAAUACAUAUAUAUAGAACAAAGAAACGUUACCAUAAACUUAGGGUAAAGGCAACAUGAGUCCAGAAAUGGAAGAAGAUUUGAGGACCACAAAUGGAAGAAGAGAUAGAGAAGGCAUGUGAAUUCUUUUUAAUUCGUUGCAUGUUGCUUCUUACUCAGAUCUAUUUCUGUCUCCACAUUCAUCUUUAUUUAUUUAUUUUCUGUUUCAAUAUAUCAAUAUAGUAGUACUCUCUUUUCACUAAUUUUUUUACCCGAAUUUUGGUACAACUACCAAAAAUUGUAAAUGUUUUUUUUUGACA
Brassica rapa (field mustard) is the source of this 5421-nucleotide messenger RNA. RefSeq names its product probable transcriptional regulator RABBIT EARS. NCBI's taxonomy places the organism in Eukaryota, Viridiplantae, Streptophyta, Magnoliopsida, Brassicales, Brassicaceae. The record is from RefSeq and is a predicted model, not a curated record.